CCAAACAUCAUCUUGGCAACAAGAAGCUACAUAAAAGUGUCGCUGUACUGUCAGUCGUGGUAGCUUCGUAAUAAAAAUGAUAUCGAACAAAACAUUCAUGAAAGAAAACAUGCUGCAAAUAUUAGUUAUUGAAAAUUCGAAAGGUGAUGCAAGUCAGUUAGUAUGUAUAGUUUAAGCUCAAGAAACAUUAAUAGAAAAAAUGUCGGCUACUAAAGAGCAUACACGAGUAGGCCUAGUUGUAGUUCCCAGUUUGGAACUGAGGAACAGAGAAACAAAUACCUUGUCAACUCCAGGACAAUAUGUGAUGCCUCCUGGAGACAAGGCUCUUGCAUGGUCUUUGGAGACACGUCAUCGGCUGGAUGAUUUCGUGAAUAGAGGUGAAGAAGCAACAGACCUAGUCAACAAUCUUUCACAAGAACUUAUCAGUGUCUUCAUUGCAACACUUCAGCAAGAUAGCUACUACCAAUGGAUGUAUCUGAAAGAAGUUUUAAUUCUGAGCAAGCCAUAUGCAGAUUAUUUACAAGGGAAUACACAGAUUACCCACUAUAUAGAUCGAAUCUGCUUUUAUUUACAAAACCAAAAACAUCGUCUUGGAGACCUGCAGCUUGAAGAUGUCCUUGCAAGCAUAUUCCCAAAGGAGACCGAGAGAGCAGAGAAAAGUGGUGGCGAUAGCCGUAAUUAUAGCAAGCCAACACCACCAUCAGCACCAAAGGCAUCAACACCCCGUAAACCCAUUGUAUCGAUGCUCCUGCCAAAUGGUUCAGAUCCUUAUGAGCUUGCUGAAGAGAAUGUUCCAGAUGGAAUAUCUCCCAGAGGUCUUUGCUUUGGUGAUUUGAAGGAGGCUUUGCCCAAGGUUGUCAUUGAAACCACUCAGAGAGAGGCAAUCUGGAGUGAGGGACUUGGUUUAACAGCAGCAGCUCUUAAUAUUGACUUGCCAGAGAAGUUAUCUGAAACAACUGUUGAACAAGAAUCUGGUGAAACUGUAGAUUCUGUAGAGAGCACACCAGCAGAGCCAGACAUUCCACAAGUGGAACAUAGUGAAAAUGCAGGGCGGGAGCCUGUGUUGUCCCCACCAAUGACUGGUAAGGAAGCUGUUGAGAUGUUCGGUAAAGGACGCCACCUAGGUAAAGCAAGUUUCAUUUACCUCAACAAAGCCAGGACUCGUCAUUUUCGACCAUAUGAUCUAGUUGUAGUUCCAAAACACAAGGCCAAUCCUGAUGAACACUGGAUCAUUUCAUGCUUUGGAAUCAUGCACAAGGUCAGAGGUCAACCUGCAGAAAGCUUGGAACUCUUUGAUUGGCAUCGGGAAGCUGUGCUUUGGAGUACAAUCACAAAGAUUCCAUUCUUCAAGUAUUUUAUUACAAGGAAAGUCUUCUUAAGAUGGAGGGCCAACCGUCGUUACAAGGAUUUUUGCAAAACUCAUCAGCAUAUUGCAAGUAUCUUACUGAAGGCCUCUCCCAGUUUUGGUUCUGCACUGCUACAUGUGUCAAGGCUUGUUCAGGAGCUACACACAGUAGAGUUUUUACCAUUUGACAAGAGCCGCUGCUACACUCUGGUCGAGUUUGAUCAAAUUACAAGGACAAAGAAAAGAGCUGGAGAACUAUUGCUAGAGAAAUUCUUUGAAUAUUGCAAGUUGGUUGUAGAUACAACAUGUAAUGAUUUAAUUGCAAAGUUGAACUUUUGUGAGGCACAGACCAAGAGCGAUAAACUAAUUUUCUCUAAAGAUUCUUUGCAUGUUCAGCGAUUGAAGAAGGAGCAGAGAGAGAAAAACCUGAAAGAUGCCCAAGAUGAGGCUAAAUAUCUUGGUAACUUUGUGAAGCUGGUUGACCAGAUGCUUCUGACCCAUCUACUGGCUCUUGCAAGAGCCAACAUUUGUACCUUUGUGAAUAAUACUAUGGUAGAGGGACAAAAAGCCGACAGAAAGGCUCUUUAUGCUGCCAAGCUUGUGUUCAAUGAGUCAAGUUGUUUGAGUUUAUUUCCAAGUAAAGAGAAGUUCUCAAAUACAGUGACAAGUGCCUUACAAGCUGUGGCACAGGUGAUGUGGGAGAAGGCAAAAUCAAUGGAAGAUGGCUCAUUGGCUGAUCAAGGCAAGAACAUGGAUGCCACAUCAGGCACUAAUGAAGAUUCACAGCACAGGCCCUCACUGACUCUUAACGUCAGUUCAGCCAGCCCUGUAACUCCAGUCAGCUUAUCAAGAGAGGGCAAAGAUGAGCCUAUGGUAUUGCCUGAUGAAGAUGACACAAGUACACAGCUAACAGAGCCUGUCAUGUCCGUCAGAGAGGACCCAACUAAGGACUUGGAUGUCAUGGGUGUACUGACCCCUGAACUUGUUCCCAGAGCAAAUCAUGGCACCAGUAUAAAAAUAGAAGGACAUGGCUUCAUUGGUCAAUAUAGCGCCCUCAACAAAGUCAAUCUUCAAGAGAAGCUAUCUCAAGAUGUCGAAAUGCAAGCCUCUUACAAGAUGUAUUUCAAGUAUAUUAAUGAUGCAAUGAAGGACAUCGAUUCUUUCUGCACUGAGCAUCAUUGGCUGACAGAGAUACAUAAGUUCACCCAAUCCUGGACUAAGGACUCGGUCAAAGCAUGGCACAAAGCCCAGGCCUACACAAUUGAGACCCAGUUGAGCCAGAUUCGUACAUGGGUUGAGCGUGUGAAGAAUGUCGACCGCUUCUUCACAAGUGAAAACCAGUUGUUCUACAUUGACUGUGGAGUAAUACAGGAGACGUUGGUUCCUGCCCUGAAUGGUGCUUUUCGUGAUUUACUCAAUUUCACAGCGGAAGAGGCCAAAAAGUUUUCUUCUGCAUUCAUCAGUGAAGUACAGGAAGUAGUUCUGGGUAUGAAAUCUAAAGAAACAACUACAGAAGGGUUCGCAGAGUAUGCCCAGAGGUAUGGUAUCUACAAGUUGAAGAUGGGAACACUUCAACAAGAAGUUGAAUAUGUCAAAUCUUUAUUUGAGGUGAUUAGACUCAGUUACCGAUCAUUGACCCCCGAAGAGGAGAAGAUUGAGGAACGAGUGUGGCACAAUUGGGAAGCCUUUUUACUCCAGUUACAGGAAGCAGCAGAGUUUGUGAACACCCAGCUUCCACUUAAACAAAUCCAGUUACAGGAAAGCUUCCAAAAACUUGAAGAAGAGGUAGAGAGGAUAUUGAAAGAUGCUACAACAGGGCCGUUUCUAGAUCCCUCGCAAAACCCAACCAAAUUGCUUGCUGUUGGCCAAAAGCUUUUUGACGAAUUCUACGUUGUUGCACGGGAAAUGCGCAAAUGCAGUAAGUACAAAGAGAUGAUAACAGGCCAAGCAUUUGAUACAUCUCGAUUGGACUUCGCGCUUCACCAGAUUACGGUACGGUGGGAAUUGUGGAAAUACAUAGAAGUAUCUUCCUAUACAAUACAAGACUGGAUGAGACAACUAUUCAGAAGGAUGAAUGUACAAAAGGCUAUUGAUAAGGUAGAUUUGUGGCAGACUGCAGCCAAGCGUUUUUUAGAAGAGUUACCAAGUGAUGAUAAGGUUCUGCUGCAUUGGUUCAAACUGCUGAGCGACUUCAAACAAGAUCUUCCUCUGCUCCUGAAGCUCUCAAGUGAUUCACUCAAGCCUCGGCAUUGGAAAGCUUUGUUUGUAAGCCUGGGCCAGCCUUACCACGCAGGACAGCAUUUCUCUGUCGCUGAGCUUUUGUCUUUUAACCUAAGUGAGCAUAGCCUACAGGUGAACACGAUAUGUAAUGGUGCCAUAGCUGAGUUCACCCUUGAGACCAAACUCAAACAGAUCCGCAAAGUGUGGGAUGAGAAGGAGUUUAAACUAGCUAAGCAUAUUCCAGAGAAGAUGUACAAUAGUCAGCAUAACCAAGCCAAGCAACCAUCAUGGUCCAUAAUAAAGACUGAAGUAGACAUGUAUACCUUGAUUGGCAUCGAAGAAUUGAAAUAUCUGCUAGAGGAUAGUCAGGUGACUCUACAGUGUAUGCUCGUGUCUCCUCACUUGGCUGAAUUAAAAACAGAAGCAGAAAUUUGGCACCAUAAUCUCCAACAAGUAGAUGAAAUGCUCGACUUGUGGACACUUACACAGAUCAAGUGGCGAUACUUGAGCAAGGUGUUCAGUUCUGACAAACUGAGCAGCACUCUACAUAAGCAGGCAGUUAAGUUCAACAGUGUCAACACUAGAUAUGAGGAAAUAAUGAAAAGUGUUGUUGGUGAUCCUAAAGUCUUAUCAAUUCUCAACAAACGUGUGGGCCAGAAGAAUAGGCGGCCUCUUCAAGGGGAUGUUCUACGAGAUUGUUUCAAAAGUAUGAUUCACGAUCAAGAAGAGAUCAUAAAAGAACUCCAGCAGCAUCUAAAGGAGAUCCGUUCCAAGUUCCCACGGCUUUACUUUAUGAGUGAUGAUGACCUAAUGAUAUUACUGACUAUCACAAGGGACAAGAGAGCUUGGGUGCCAUAUGCCCGGAAUCUCUUUCCUGGCAUCACAGAACUCAAGUUUGCGGUACCGAAUAGCUCAGCUAUGAUGAAAACCAUGCUGGAUAUGCAUUUGCAUUCACAUAAGUUGGAAGUAAUUGGUAUCUAUGGUGAUCAUGGUGAGAGUGUACCCCUCAUUGCAGCAGUUGCAUCCACAAGUGAGAUUUCAGAUUGGUUAGGAAGACUAGAAGCAAAUGUCAAAAGCACUAUGGGUAAUUUUCUUCAGAUGUGCAUGGAGGCAAGGUUGUCAAGAGACUACAUCACUCCAGUGAAGAUUCUGGAGGAACUAGCUUCCCUAGAGGAAACAAAAAAGGAAAAGAAACAGAGUGAAGAAGAGUCGAAGCUAAAACAUGCUGUCAAGAGAAACUUUCAACACUGGUUGCUUCGUUUUCCAGCACAGUGUGUACUGACUGCAGAGGCAGUCGUUUGGGAAAGGAACACCAGACAUGCAUUGGAAGACCAAGACAAGAGUGCUUUACUGAAGAAUAAGGAGAGUUUGGAUCGAAGAUUGGAACAAUAUAUCAGUAUACUGAGUGAGAUCUCAGCCGGUGAUCUAAAUUUUGAUCCAAGAAAUCGUCUGCAUAUAUUGCUCAGAAACCUGAUCAACCAAACUCUUCAUCAGAAGUGCAUAAUUGAAGGUCUUCUGUCGGUAUCAUCAAUCUCAAGUCGUUGCUUUGAAUGGGAGAGUGUCUUAAAGCACCGCAUGAACUGGCAGAGUGUUCUGUGUGCUAGACCGUCUCUACAGCCAACUGAGGGUGCAUUUCAGUUAUUAGCUGAUCCCGAAAGUGAGCCCUCACUCAAUGCAAGGGCCCCAACUGUGGUGACCUCUAGCUUUGUAUUUGGGGAUUGCAGUGUGCAGCAGAUGGGCAAAGUUUUUAACUACGAUCAUGAGUACUUUGGUCCAAGCUUGCGCGCAGUCUGUACGCUACUGACAGACAGGUGUCACCUCGGAUUGACAAUGGCUAUGAGCAGGUUCCAGUGUGGUACUGCCAUUGGACCAACUGCGUCUGGGAAGACGGAAUUGAUUCAAGAUCUGUCACAGACAAUGGGUCGUCAUCUAUUUAGUUUGACAUGUUGCCAUGACAACAGCAUGGAUCAUAUCAUUGGUGUGUUGACAGGUGCUAUUCAGUCUGGUUCUUGGUUUCUCAUUGAUGAUGCUGACUUACUGCCACAAGGCCUACAAUCUGUUCUAGGUCAACAGCUUAACUAUGUACUUGAUGCUUACAAGGCAUUGAGCAGUACUUACGGAAGUCAGUAUGACAUGCGUGGUACCUCAAAGUUUGACAAGUCAAAAGAUGUGAGAAGAAAUUCCUUAACUACUCUGCACUCCAGUUCAGAAUUGAUAAAACCCAAGAUGCCCAAAGGUAGCACUUGUCCAAAAAUUAUCACGAAAAUUGGAAAAAGAGUAAAGUUUGAGAAGAAAGAAUCUUCCAAAGAUGAGGAGGAAGUUCUACCUCAUCUGCAACUGAGACGGCAUUCAAUUAGCAAGACAAUGCUAAUUGAUGAUGGACAGCAUUAUGAGAAUGCUUCCAAUGCUAUUCCACUGUUUGAAGACACAGCAAGUGACAUUGACGAGGCUGGGAAUGACAACAAAGAGACGAGUACAAUUGAGGAAAAGUUCAAUCAACUGCUAAAAUGGAAAUACAAACCAACGUAUCUUGGACACUUGACCCUUGGAGGACAGUUAGUUGAAGCUAACGCAAACUUUGCUUGUUUCAUGAAUGUAAGCACGACACGACAAACCAAUCAUGAUAUGCCACAGAAUCUUAGGGUGCUAAUGCGUCCAGUUUCCAUGAUAAAACCUGAUAUUGGUGUCAUUCUGGAAGCAACUUUAAUUUGCAAUGGCUUUACUGAAGCAAAGACAUUGGCCCACAAGAUAACAACAUUGAUGGAUCUCCUUGACAACCAACUCCCUCAGAUACCACAGUACAAAGUAAACCUGAGUACUCUGAAGACUGCUUUGAAGUUAGCUGCCUCAAGGUUGCAUGCAAGAAGAAAUACCCAGUUGUCAGCAAGGAACAGUUUCUCCAGGGCUGGAGAUGCCUCUGUUGCAUCACCUCUUACCGAUAGUUUAUUAGAAUCAAUGGAAUACAUUGAACAAGAUGAGGAACAGAAGCAAGAGCUAGCACUUGUUCAUGGCCUUACUGCUUGUCUCAUACCACGUCUUACCAGCGUUCAAGACAUCCGCAUGGUUAAGAACUUACUCCGAAGUGUCUUCCCUCGCAGCAGUCGGCCAAGCACCGCUAAAGAACAUGAUCCGGUAUUGAUGGAUGCUGUGCAGAGUCAGUUUGUUCUUGAUAAACUUCAGGCAACUCCCCAACAUGUAUCAAAGGUUUUAGAGUUGCAUAAGAAUCUGGAAUCUUCCAUUGGUACUAUUUUGCUAGGCCCGGCUGGUUCAGGCAAAACAGUGUGUUAUCAGACGCUAGCAAGAGCUUUAAACAAGCUUCAUACUGACUUCGCUUCAAAUACACAAGGAGCAAACAGCGGUGAUAAGAGAAAUGAGGGUAAAAUUUCUCCAGAGUUACAACGAUCAUCUACAAUGGAUCGAAUCCUCCGCAAGGGGGAAGUAUUAUCAAGUCAAGCAGGUCGUGUUUGCUAUAAUCCAGUGAACGUGGAUGUUUUGUAUCCCUCAGUUCUGUCAACAGAACAGAUGUUCGGAACCUAUGAUGUUGAGGUGCAAUGUUGGAAAGAUGGAGUAUUUACAAAAUUAUUGCGAGAUAGAUCAAUUACUUGCGAAAGAGCCAAGGUAUUGACUUCGAAAGAAAACAAAGAACAGAAGAAAUUAAAAGGGAUGCUCAACCCACCAAGCAUCAUCAACUCGUGGGUUGUAAUGGACGGGUCUAUUGAUCCAAUGUGGUCAGACAAUCUCAAUGCAAUACUCAGAAAGAGUGGAACAAUCAAUUUAGGUCAUGGAGUUUCCAUCAACAGGAGUGACUCUACAUCCAUCAUCUUUGAAACCACGGACAUUUCAACAGCCUCUCCCGCCACCGUCACGCGGUGUUCUGUGGUGCAUUUUGGGAUGGAUGUUGUCCAGUGGCGGUCAAUCAUUGAAUCAUGGCUUGGUAUAGCUAAAUCACAAUGGGAAUUGUCUAAUGAUUGUCUCCAACUGCUCAAGACACAUGUUGCUGAUUUAUUUUCCUUGACGAUUGACUUUGUCACCGAGCAAUGUACACCGGCUUUGAUGGCCAGCCUUACAAGUGAGAUCAAACGCAAUAACCAGAUUGGAAGGGGAGUGCAGGAAGUGACCUCCUUCAUCCGUAUCAUGUCUGCUCUAUGUGACAGGUUUAUUCUAAAUGAGGAAGAUGUACCCACGCCAAGAUCUGGUUCAUCUGAGGGUAAACCUCCCACCCCCACAAGUGGCACAUCUUCUGACGUAACAGUUGUGAAACCAACUCAAGUAAGACAGAUAUCUACGUUGUUUGUAUUUGCAUUCAUCUGGGGAUUCGGAGGCCAUCUGCAUGACAGAUAUGCUGAAAAAUUUGACGUCUUUUUCAAAAACCUUAUAAGCAAGACUACACAUGACAUUCAAGUGCCUAGCAGUGGGAGUGUGUUCUGUUGGUAUAUUGAUCCAAAUCAGGCUGUUCUAGUUUCUGCCGUUGACCAGCUUGGUGAAAAGAUUAAAACACUUCCAUCUAAUUACACCAUCAUUCCAGAGAUCAACAGGUAUUUCAAUUUGAUUGAUUUACUGGUGUCAUCCAAUUAUCACAUACUCUUAACAGGAGAACCAGGCUGUGGCAAGACCUCACUCAUGCAGAACUUGGUUCAGCCAAGACACUACUUUGUGAAGGCGACCUUCUCACAGCAGUUGACCUGUGAACAAGUUGAAGAGUUUAUGUUGAGUAAACUGCGAACCAGAAACCAAGUGAAUUCAUCAAAAAAUACUGGCAAAUCCAACAAACAGAGCAAUAUCAUCUUUAUAGAUGACUUGAAUUGCUGCCCUGAUAAUAAACCAACUGGAUCACAGCCAUGUAUUGAACUAGUCCGUCAGUUCAUCAACUGCCAAGGUGUCUACCAUCGUUCACGUAAUUUCUUCCAAGCUAUGGAAAGAGCGAAUUUUAUCGCAGCAUGUAAUGCACCUGGGUCGGCAGGUGUGGGUAGUGGUUUAUGUACCAAAGUACUUUCGCCUCGUAUAACACGGCUGUUCACUGUCUUGAACUUCUUUGCAUUGUCGCAUGAAUCAUACAGUAAGCUACACUGCUCUACCAUGCAGGCGUGGUUGGAGGAAUUUCCAGCAUAUUCGUUGAACAGACAUCAUGAAUUGGCCCAGGCAAUUCUGCUGGCUUCACAAGACCUGUUCAAGUCAAUAAGGAAGCAUUUUUCGCUAAGCCCUUUAAAUCCUCACUACACCUUUUCAUUACAUGACAUCAGUAGGGUGGUGCAGGGCAUGUUCUUGCUCUCUCCCAGAGCUAGGGGAAGGCCUAGGCAUGGUCAUCGCAGAACAGUUGCUGGUACCAAAGGAGGUAAUUAUGGAAGGCGAAGGUCAAGAGGUGAAAUCCUAUCAGCCCCUCCCAUGAUGAAGAUGGUCAUCAGACUAUGGUGUCAUGAGACUACUAGGACCUUCAGCGAUAGGCUUGUAACAGAAGAAGCCUUUGAUUGGUACACGCAAUCUUUGCAACAAGUAGUUGAGAAACAUUUCUGCACCGGUGAGACUGACACAACUUCGGGUAACAUAAGUGAAGAUGUUCAAUUAGCAGAUAUUUUGUCACCAACUCUUUCUGAGGGAUCUGUUGUGAUAGGCCAAUCACCUGAUUCGGUGUGUAAGUCUGUUGAACCUGAAGAGGAUGAUGAUGAGGACAAUGUACUGAGUAAAUCCACAAGUACUCCAGGGACGGGAACAACUCGGACUGCAUCCUCAAUUUCAGAUGCUACUGAUCAAAUCACAUCUGAUGAAUCAAGCAUGUCUCCAGGCACUACACUCUCCUCUGCAACACCAUUGGAGCAAGAUGAUACUGGUACCUCUGUAACUUCCCAGAUGGUCGAUAGUAGAGACACACCAGUUAAAGAACAUUCACAUGAACCAGAUAUGCCAACAACAAGCCAAAUAUCAUCUUCUGCAAUACACUAUGAUUCACAAUUGUCAGAGGGAAGAUGCACAGAAGUUGGAAUGUCUGACAGCAAGAAUACAGCUGUUACAGUGUCUGACAUUCUCCCUGAAACAAAUGAGACCUCUCAACCAGAUGUAGCCAAAGGCAUUCCAUCUGAAAGUGCCCCACCCCCAUCAGCCAUAGGGGUGAAUGGCUCAGUGCCUCAUACUCCCAUUCGUAAAAGUUUACAGAAGUCGCCAGCUAGGGGGUUGUCGAAAGAGAAGAAAAGAGGUGUGACUUUUAAACCAGGCCUUAUUGGGGACACGUUUACAUUUGAGCAGUAUAAAGGACCACUUAUUUCUAUGGAUGAGAUUUGUUCAUCAGAGGAAAAAUUGUCAGAUAUUUUGUUUACCAAGUUUAUAAGCACAGACUUAAGAGAUUCAGAUAAAGCUGCAGGUUAUGGAGAAGUGAACACUAAUCAAAUACACACAGGAUUGCAGAAAUGUCUAAAUCUCUACAAUGAAGGCGCUGAUCAACAAAUGGACCUGGUGUUCUUUGAGGAGGCCUUAAGGCAUUUUGCCAAACUGACAAGAGUAUUGGGCACCCAAGGGGGAAAUGCUUUGUUGAUUGGACAGACUCGAGGCACUGGACGAUCCAGUUUGACACGGCUUGCUGCAUCAGCUGCAAAGUUCAAGAUGUUUGAGCCUAAGCCUAGCUCAGUCACCAAAGACCGCUCAAUAAGAAUUCGUGAAGCCAUGAGGAGAGCAAGCAGAGUGGCUGGAUUGGCAGGGAAGCCUGCUGUAUUGCUUGUCAGCUGUGAACCAUCAGACCAGUCAUUGUAUGAUCUUACAGCCCUCAUGAAAGAAGGAACCUGUCCUGGAUUGUACAGUAAAGAGGACCUUGACCAGAUAGCUUUACAGAUGCUGCCUGGAUCCAAGCCUAGUGGGCAUAGAAGCCAAAGGGUGGAGAUGGCACAGGAGCGGUUCUUCAGACGUGUCCUUGUAAACCUUCAUGUGGUGGUCAGUCUUCAUUGUCCAGGUGGUGAUAUAAGUUCCCUUCAUGAAUGCUUCUGUCACCACCCUAGCCUCCUCCACUCCAGUUGUUGUGUUGAUAUUUACAAGCCUUGGAGCCAUGAGUCUUUGAUAAGUAUUGCCAGUCAGUGUCUGAACAGGAAGACCUUGAGUAUGAAAUCUAGAAAGGCGUACAUGGUGCCAUGGAGCUGUAAGAAUGUCCAAGCUGAGAUGAACUGCAUAAGUCAUGCCAUGGCCUGUAUUCAUAGGACUUCUAUCAACGCAAUCGAUAGACACUUUCACAAAAGCAACAGAUUCUAUUCACCUCUUACCUUCAUAGAGUUCAUUGACCUCUUCAAAACAAUUUCAGCAAGGCUUGGUAAAAAAUAUACUAAUGCCAUUAUCAAAUACAAGAAAGCAUUAGGAAGUAUAAAUGAGGCGUAUGAGAGCAUCAGUAGCUUGAAUAUUGAACUCCAAAGACUGCAGCCUCUCCAUGCUGAUGCCAUGCUAGUCUCUCAACAACGACUAACGGAAGUUGACAAGCUCAAGAAUGAAUAUGCUGAUGCCAAGGAGCAAUGCAGACUUGAUGAGAUUGCCAUCCUGAAGAUGGAAGGACCUCUUGAACAAAUGAAAAAAGAGGCACAAGAUGAACUGGAUAAGGUUAACCCAAUAUAUGAAGCGGCCCUGAAGGCUUUAAAGAGCCUCAACUCACAUGAUCUUGACGAGAUUCGAUCCUACAGAGCUCCUCCAGUGGCUGUCGUCAAUGUUGUUAGCGCCCUUUGUCUACUCUUCCAGGAGCCUUAUGAUUGGGCAAGUGGCAAGCUUCUGAUAAACCGUGACAACUUCUUUGAAGAUCUUGAAUUCUAUGAGAAAGAUAGAAUGCCAGAUGAUGUGUUCUAUAAAUUGAACAUCAUGUUUAUUCAGGACACGUCUUUUAGGCCUGAAGUUGUGGCAGUGGUUAGUAAGGCUGCUGAGUCCCUGUGUAAGUGGGUACAUGCUGUUUAUGCAUAUGCCUGCCUUCACCGUGCCUUACAUCCUAAGUUGAAACAAGUUCAGAUAGCAGAGGCUAAGCUUGAUCAGGCAAAAGCUCACCUUGGGCUGAAAAGGGUUAAAUGUCAGGAGGUAAAGGUCAUUCUUGAGGAACAGAUACAGAUUUAUCAGGACAGUGUGAAAAGCGUUAAUGAUAUUGAAGUGUCCAUGAAGAGUACAGAGGAAAAGAUCAACAGUGCUACACAUUUAAUGAUAAACAUGUCGAUGCAGCAUGCAACAUGGAAAAGCGCCCUCGCUCAGUCUGAAAAGCACUUAGCAACAGCUCCGGGAGAUGCACUACUUGCAGCGGCAUGCGUCUGCUACCACGGUCCAAUGGAUCAGCUUACGAGAGAAGAAAUGAUCACGGAUUGGCUGUUGAGAUGUAAAACUGGACGUUAUCAUCCCAAACAGACAACCCAGGAAAAAUCUGGCCAAGAAACAUCAGUUACUGAACAGAUUACUCAAGCUAACAACGUAUGUGAUAGAAAGCAUAUAGAGUCAACAGUAAGUGGAAGGGAAACAGCUGAUGGCUUUACAAGUAUAUCUGGGGACGACAUGUCCUUACCUCCUUUUCUCUCAAGAGAAAGUACAGAUGAGAGUUUUAGCCAUGGAAGCAGUCAAAGCCGGGCUACCAUACUCCAGCCAUGUCAUAUCCGUGAGAACUUUUCUCUAGAUGCAAUCUUGAGCGAUCAAGAAGAGCAGAGAAGCUGGCAAAAUCAGGAAAUCCCGCAAGACAAGUACGCUUUCCACAACCUCCUCAUCAUGCGCACCUGUUGCCAGUGGGGAAGGCGGCAUUGGCCAUUGCUUUUGGAUCCCGACCAGCAAGUGGAGACCUGGGUUCAGUUGAUAAAUAACUCAAGCAAAAAAGUGCUACAAGAUAACGAUGAAGAAGAUGCAUUAUUUGAGGAGAGUGUGACACCAGUUCUGACAUCCAAAGCUCUUGAAGCUCUUGAGCAAGUCUCAGAGUACAGCACAGGCCAAUCCACAGGCUUUUUGGAAUCCUCCAUUGGGGAAACGACAGAAACAGAAUACCCUCAGACACCUGCAACAGGGAUGAGUAGUAUUGGUGGUGAUACACCCCGCCAUCCAAACUAUGAUGGAAGUGAUGGGGUUUUAGAAACAACCAGCUUCACGGACCAGUCAGAGCCUUCGAGUGUUCUACUUCUUGAUCCUGAUAUGGAGCGCCCUCAAGGUGACAUAUGGAUCAUCUCUAGUGACGAUUCAUCUGUUGAAAUGAAACUGAUUCAAAGUGUUGUACUCGGUUUGACAAUGCUCAUCAAGAAUCUUGAGCGAAAGCCUCUGGACCCACGCUUUGAUAAUGUAAUGAAGAGGAACUUUGUGCUGGGCUUAGAUGGAAAGAGGAGGCUGAAAAUUGGUUCUCUGGAGUAUGUCUGCCAUCCUAGUUUCAACCUUUACCUUAGCUCGUCAGUACCAUUGCAUCUCAAAGGAGCUAACAUCUUCCCACAGCCUACCGAGCUUACCUCAGUGAUAAACUUAGCCAUUAGCCCAGAAGGUUUAUCUAAUCAAAUUCUGGAGAUUGCCAUUUCGUUUGAGCGUCCAGAAUAUGACAACCAAGUUAAGACUUUAGAGGGCGACAUUCGUGAUCAAAAAUUGUUCAUGGAAAAAGUUGAGAUGGAUAUUCUCAUGAACACCAUUAACCUUGAGGUAGGCAUACUUGAGGAGUCUACAAUGCUCGAUCAACUACUGAAGUACCAACAGAACAUCCAGAGCACAGAGGCUAGUCUCCAUGAGAGUCUGCUCUACUUAGAUCAGAUAAAGAGCAAAACUAAAGACUACAAAGCUGUUUCUGAACACGCAACUCUUCUUUAUCAAGUCGUGGACUCCAUGUCUCAACUGAAUCCACUAUAUUAUCAGUCACUUGGUAGUUUUGUCCACCUCUGCAGGUCAGUCAUCAAAGGCCAUAGAAAGGAAUCUGGCAUUCUUCUAGACCCAAAGGCACGUGCCACAGAAUUGGUGAACGCCCUCACACACGAGGUGCAUGAACAUAUUUCACACGGUGUCUCCGAACUGCACUCGGAUAUCUUCAUCUUCCUGGUUUCCGUAGCAAAAUUGAAAUCAUGCAAUGAAGUGUCGGAGAUUGAAUGGAGCUUGUUCUUAAAUGAAGAAGCUGUCUUUGUGACAGAGGUGCCAGAGGCAGAUAAUAAACCAUCAUGGAUACCCAAAACGGCAUGGACCUCUUGCAGCCGACUUGAGAAGUUUGUGCCAUGUUUUCAAGGCCUAACUAGCUCCUUCACUAACCAAUCCAGACAGUGGUACGAGUACUUUGCUUGCGAACCCAAUCUUCUUUCAAUUGUGCCAGGAGAAAUUGAGGACAGAAGUUUAACAGCUUUCCAAAAGAUUCUGUUGUGGAAAGUGAUGAAGCCAGAUGUGACCCGACAGCUAUGCCAUUGCCUGGCUGUGCAUCAGCUUGCUUCAACAAUUGCAAAGACUACUGGUUAUCACAUAGGUGAUGUUCUUCCACAAACUUCAAGUAACAAGCCAACCAUCUUUAUCUUACCAUCACCUUAUGGUGCAUAUCCCGACUCAGCAAAUUCAGGACACAGUUUAUUCGACCCUGUCAGUGAGGUGCUGCAGGAAGCCAAGCAUACUUUCCAUAACAGGGUUAUUCACGUUGUUUCAAUGGGUAUGCCUUCACAAUUGCUGCAAGCUGAGAAACUUCUAAAUGACUGUCAGGUUAAAGGUCACUGGCUGGUCUUAAGCAAUUGCCAUCUAGUGGAGCACUGGAAUAAUAGACUCAUUGACCUUUUGAAGAGUGCAUUAGGUGCACAUAUUGAGCAGAUGCAUGAAAGCAAUCCCCAAACACUACAUCCUGGCUUCAGACUCUGGAUAACCACGGCUGCAGACAGCUCCAAUCCACUUCCAGCCAUCAUCACCCAGCAUGGGGUUAAAGUAUUUUGCCAGACAACUUCAAACUUCAAGAGUUCUCUGAUGUAUCACUUCAAUUCUGUGAUGAAGGAUGCUCACACCAUGCCGGCCAUGUUGAAACCAUCUGUAGAUGUCAAGGUUCUCAAUGAGUUGAUCUUUUCAACAUCUCUACUGCAUGCAGUUUUAUCACAAAGGAGACGUUACCAUCCCAUUGGCAUGGCAACUGACUGUCAGUGGAACUCAAAAGAUCUUACAUCAGCUGUUGAGUAUGUAGGAGAUGUUAUAACAAGGUGUAACAUUGAUAACUACAACCACAUUCAGGAUAUGAUAGCACUGCUGGUGUAUGGAGGCCACGUAAGGCAUCAUCAGGAUCAACUACUGAUACAGUCUCUAGUUAGGAGCGUAAUUAUUCCAGCCAAGCAGUUGAAACAACAGGCAGUUCCAAGCACAGGUACACAACACCUCCUACAUAAACUGGUUGACAGUACGAGACCACGGAGUAGUCAGCUGAAGCAAUACCAAAGCAUCUUUGAUAACAUGAAAGAUGAAAUACUUCCCUCAUCGCUGGGGUUAUCUCCUGUUGCUACCAACAAGCACAACAUUAAGCUAAGCAAAUUGGUUUGUAAGGACCUGGUUAAAAUUCAUAGUGAACCACACGACUCAUUAAAGACAAGCUAUGUUGGCAUCAUUGUACACUUGCAAAACAUCAAACACUUUAUCCAGGAACUACAAAAAUUAUCUUAUACACCUGGUGAUGGUUUAAAUUACCUGGACAAUUUCUUGGCAUCAGAAACCUUGGUCUACCAGUCUCACCUGAGUAAUGUCGUGUCUGACAUAGAUGUUCUCGUGGACGGCAUCAACGGAGAAGUGGCACUAACACCUGCAAUGUUACUUGAUGUUCAGAUGGUUACAGCUGGUUAUGUUCCUUCAUCUUGGAUGGUAUGCAAAGAGAGCCCUCAAGUUAUUGAACAUUGGAGGAGAUGCAUAGACACAAAACAGAGACUUCUGACCGAGUAUUGCAGUGGUGAAAAUCUGUGUGUUUUUGAGUUAAGUGCAUUUAGCAACCCUAAGAUGUUCCUUCAGUCCAUAGCUCAAGAGUAUGCACGAAAGGAAUACAUAGAGGUUAACAGAGUUCAACUACAAACACAGGUGCUAGGAAUGAUAACACCACCUACUGUCCAACCAGAAAAGGGGGUGUACCUCAUUGGACUUCAACUGAACAAUGCAUCAUGGGAUAGUAAACGAGCAUGUCUGAACAUUAGCGCUACCAAUGACCAGCAGAAUGUAACAUCAUCACUACCAGUUAUCUGGCUGAAACCAAUCGACCGCGCAAUUCAGUGGGAGAAGUCAGCGAUAGAGGGCAAUGUUUUCAAGUGUCCUGUUCACUCCAGUGCUGUUGAGGAUGUGGUGGAUGCCGAGGAUGCCCUGUUCCAUGUUAACCUACCGUCUGAUUUAAAUGACGAUGUGUACAAUCAAUUAAGAGUACAUGCUGUUAUUUAUCCUUAGUUAUUUUUGCCACAAUUCAAUUUUUAAAAUUUGUAUAUCAAAAAUUAAACUGUUUUAUUGCAGUAGAAAGAUAGAUUUUAAUAAUACCUUGUUUAGCAAACUUAAUUUUUGAAAGAUUGCCAGAAAUUGUUCUUAAAAUUCCAAAAGCACUAUUUUCUGAAAUUUCUAAUUUUCACACCAGUGUGUGAGCUAACAGGUUGGUUCUUCUUUCUUUAUCUAUAAUAUUCAUUUUAAUUGUGUGUGAUGCAAACUUGUAAAUAAUAUUAUUUAUAUGACACCUUGAUUUUGUUUACUUUUUAGAAUUGUUAGCAAUAAGUGAAAAACCAAAUAAACAUUGCAAAAAUCCGUCCAUUAAUUUGCAAAAAAAUAUUGAGUAGAGAAAGUAUAUUUUCAUGCCAAUCGUCGUUAUACAGUACUGAAAUGACAAUGAAUUCCGUCCAAAUUCAUAUGUUUGUUUGGUGCCAACUUAUGCUGUACAUGUGGUGCCAACUACAGAGUGCGAAGAUAUAGUAUAGUAUGUGUAUGGAGCCCGCCAACUACAGUUGGCUUCACAAACAUGAAACAACUUAACUCAACCUUGAUGAUAAAGUGUGAAUUAAUGUUUUCAUUGUUUUUUGUUUUUUUUAAAGAUUGAUGUAAAUAUAUUUCUUGAAUAUAGUCAAAUUAAUGGCAAAUCUGUAACUUUUUCAGAUUGUAUAGUUGAUUUAUUAUAAUUCUUAUGUAUAUUUUUAUGAAAGUACUUGAACUUUGUGUGAAAUAUCUAGAAAAGAAUUUGUACUUUUUGUGAUGUUAAGACUGCAAUAAAAUAAUAUCAAACACACAGAAAUUAUU
Molecule: messenger RNA, 16723 nt
Organism: Anneissia japonica
Lineage: Eukaryota; Metazoa; Echinodermata; Crinoidea; Comatulida; Comatulidae
Product: dynein heavy chain domain-containing protein 1-like
Exons: 88
Coding region: 200-15892 (5230 amino acids)
Biological process (GO): microtubule-based movement
Cellular component (GO): dynein complex
Molecular function (GO): dynein light intermediate chain binding; minus-end-directed microtubule motor activity; dynein intermediate chain binding
Source: RefSeq, a predicted model, not a curated record